Molecule: messenger RNA, 612 nt
Organism: Parnassius apollo (apollo)
Lineage: Eukaryota; Metazoa; Arthropoda; Insecta; Lepidoptera; Papilionidae
Source: the annotation of a GenBank genome assembly
AUGAAAAGCAGGAAACAAAUUUCAAAUUUAACGAGUUCGCCAGAAGAUUCAGAUAUUACCACAGAUGGCGAAUAUCAGUCUAUGUCACCAAGACCGCAGUCGCAGCUAUUACCGUCACCACGGCCACAGUCGCAGCUGUCAAACCGGACCUCUUUAUCCAACGAACAGCCUCUCAAAAUGUCAAAUUUAUUGUUCAAACAAUAUAUUGAAGGAAAGCAAAUAGAAGAUGACCCAACCAUUAGUUUUUUCUUAACCAUGGGCCGAACUGUGAAAACAAUGCCUAAAAAUAUUCAAGCCAAAUUAAAGGGCGAAAUUUCCCGCCCUAUAAAUGAAACGGAAAUAAGACUUGCCGAUGACACCGGUGAUAAAAUGACACGAGAUACAGCUGAAUUCAACUUAUCUGCCACAGGAAAUAAUACAACCAUGCCAUCUUCUUCAAAUUAUUCAUUGGAAACAACCAGUAUCAGUCCUAGAUCUGUGACAGAAAAUUACAAUGAAACAAACAUUCCAACCACAUCCUUUUCAUACACACCAUCCAAAAUACCGUCAACUUCAACAAGUUAUCAAGAAACGAACACAGAAAAUAUCUACUACAGCCGAAGAAACAUUUAA